Neltuma alba is the source of this 745-nucleotide messenger RNA. RefSeq names its product universal stress protein PHOS32. The coding region runs from base 80 to 571 and encodes 163 amino acids. The transcript has 4 exons. NCBI's taxonomy places the organism in Eukaryota, Viridiplantae, Streptophyta, Magnoliopsida, Fabales, Fabaceae. The record is from RefSeq and is a predicted model, not a curated record.
AUGGUUUGAUUCUCUUUCUUCCUUAGGACAACACACAAUCUCUCUCACACACAGACGCGAGAAACUGAGAGAGGAAGCGAUGGUAAAGGAUCGGAAAAUCGGCGUCGCCCUUGACUUCUCCAAAAGCAGCAAGAACGCUCUCAAAUGGGCUCUGGACAAUUUGGCCGAUAAGGGCGACAACAUUUACAUCAUCCACAUCAAUCCCAACUCUCUUGAUGAGUCCCGUAACCAGCUUUGGGCUCAAUCCGGUUCUCCUCUUAUUCCUUUGUCUGAGUUCAGAGAGCCAGAGAUUAUGAAGAAGUAUGAUGUUCAGACAGAUAUCGAGGUUCUUGAUUUGCUCGACACUGGUGCCAGGCAGAAAGAGGUGAACAUUGUGACGAAAAUAUACUGGGGAGAUGCGAGGGAGAAACUUCUGGAUGCUGUAGAAGAACUGAAGCUGGAUUCUCUGGUUAUGGGAAGCAGAGGCCUUAGCACUAUCAGAAGGAUAAUAUUGGGAAGUGUGAGCAACUUUGUGAUGACUCAUGCCCCUUGCCCAGUGACCAUCGUGAAGGAUUCAAGCAGCAGCAGCUAAGCCUGAUGUCAGUCUGGCCCUAGGAUCAACAGUUUGAAACCUGCUAAAUCAUAUUCUAUUCUGUUAUGGUUAUAAUGCUAAGAUUAUCUGUGUUAGACUCUCUUUUCAAAAGAAUAAUGAAAUUUGUGUGCCCCUCUUUUUAGUAAUUUCAAUUCGGUCCCCGUAAUAUUUUAA